CCUAACAUACACACCUAAGACCGUCAAACCACUACACCCAACAGCCACAACAACAAAGGCAGACAUUACUGACGCCGUCGUCACCACUAAAUAACCUCGUCAGUGCUCAUCUUGCUGCGGGAGGAAGGAGAUGUGUCUCGGUGCCUCCUGGAGACGGUGUCCUGGCAGUGACUGUUCACCAGCACAUACAUGUUAGGUGUCCCGUGGCUGGGUUGGUAGCAUACUCGCCUUACACAUUGAGGUCCAUGACUCGAUUCCCAGUACGGGUGGAAACAUUAGGACGUGUUUCCUCAAGACAUCUGCUGUCCCUGUUCACCUAGCAGUGACCUUAAAACAAGCAGUUACUUCACUGAACAUAAUACAGCCUCUCCUCGCUUAACAACAGAGUUGCGUUUCUAAGACCACAUUGGUAAAUGAAUUCGUCGUUAAGCAAGGAGCAUACAGUGGACCCCCGCUUAACGAUCACCUCCAAAUGCGACCAAUUAUGUAAACAUUACUCUGGUAGUAAAACAGUACACAGUGGUAGCGCCCAGUGUUGUCAAACUGCUGUAAAUGAGACAACGACCAGCUUCGUCUAACUUCUGUGAAUGAGUGUAAACAGCCGGUGUCAGCCCUGAGUGUUGCACAGCCAACAACAACAUGUGAAAGAGUUCAGUGUCUUCAGUUGUUCAGGAAUGCGUGAAAGUUCAUACUGGAACAAAAAGGUUCUGACAGUGUAAAUAAUCUGACUAUGUUAUGAGUCUUCGGGUGCAUUAUAAUUGUUUUUAGAGUUGUUUUUGUAUAUAACUUUUUAAGGAAUUAAAGCAGAGAUGAGUUAUCCUGACGGUAAAUCAAGUAUGGGUUAUCCCGACAGUAGGGCAGGUAUUGGUUAUCCAGAUGGUAAAUCAAGUAUAGGUUAUCCAGAUGGUAAAUCAAGUAUUGGUUAUCCAGAUGGUAAAUCGAGUAUAGGUUAUCCGGAUGGUAAAGCAAAUAUGGGUUAUUCACAUGGUAAAGCAAGUAUGGGUUAUCCAGGUGGUAAAGCAAGUAUGGGUUAUCCAGAUGGUAAAGCAAGUAUGGGUUAUCCAGAUGGUAAAGCAAGUAUGGGUUAUCCGGAUGGUAAAUCGAGUAUGGGUUAUCCAGGUGGUAAAUCAAGUAUGGGUUAUCCGGAUGGAAAAUCAAGUACGAGUUAUCCGGACGGUAAAUCAAGUAUGAGUUACCCGGACAGUAAAUCAAGUAUGAAUUAUUCAGACGGUAAAUCAGGCAUAGGUUAUCCAGAUGGUAAAGCAAGUAUAGGUUAUCCAGACGGUAAAGCAAGUAUAGGUUAUCCAGACGGUAAAGCAAGUAUAGGUUAUCCAGACGGUAAAGCAAGUAUAGGUUAUCCAGAUGGUAAAUCAAGUAUGGAUUAUCCAGAUGGCAAAUCAAGUAUGGAUUAUCCAGAGGGUAAAUCAAGUAUGGAUUAUCCAGAGGGUAAAUCAAGCAUGGAUUAUCCAGAGGGUAAAUCAAGUAUGGAUUAUCCAGAGGGUAAAUCAAGUAUGGAUUAUCCGGAGGGUAAAUCAAGUAUGGAUUAUCCAGACGGUAAAUCAGGUAUGGGUUAUCCGGAUGGUAAAUCAGGUAUGGGUUAUCCGGAGAGUGAAACAACCAUAACAUAUCAUGAAAAUGAUCCCAAUAUAAGUUAUCUGGAGAGCAAAGUAAACAUGAAUUUCCAGGAAAGUUUAGCCAACAUGGAUUUCCAGGACAGUAGCGCAAAUGUAAGUUAUCAGGAGAGCCUAGUCAAUAUGCACUUUCAAGAAAGUACAGUAGAUGAAAGCUUUGAGGACAGUAAAGCUAAUAUCACUGUCGGCACUAAAAAAAAGCCUUACCAGUGUCCGGUGUGUUUUAAGAAGUUCUCAUUUAGCUGUCGUCUGACGAUACAUCAGAGGAUCCACACUGGGGAGAAGCCCUAUCAGUGCUCUGAGUGUCUCAAAAACUUCAAGGAUAAAUCUGCUCUGACGCAGCAUAAAAAAAUCCACACGGGGAUCAAGCCGUUUCCCUGUUCAGUGUGUCAGAAAAGUUUUAAGAGGAGAAGUCACUUGAUGACACACAUGAAAGUUCACACAGAACGGGUGACACAUAAGUGUUCAGAGUGUCCAAAGCAAUUUACAAUUAAAACUGCCCUUGAUAAACACAUGAGAAUACAUACUGGAGAAAAACCGUAUCAUUGUCCGAUAUGUUUAAAGUCCUUUAAGUUUAGCUUUAACCUUAAGACACAUCAGAGAGUUCAUACAGGGGAGAAGCCGUAUCAUUGUUCAGAGUGUCUAAAAGACUUUCAGGAUAAAUCUACCCUAAAACAACAUAAGAGAAUUCAUACAGGAGAAAAACCAUAUCAGUGUACAGUGUGUCAAAAAGAAUUUAAACAAAGAGGUCACCUUGUGACGCACAUGAGGGUUCACACAAGAGAGAAACCAUACCAGUGUUCGGUGUGUUCCAAAGAGUUUUCUGUAAACUCAUCUCUGGUUAAGCACAUGAGGCUUCACACGGGUGAGAAACCAUACCAAUGUUCUGAGUGUUGGAAGUCGUUUCCUCGACACUGCUCUCUGAUUCAACACAUGGCUCUACACUCGGGACACAAACCAUACACCUGUUCUGAGUGUCAGAAAGAUUUCUCCACCAAAUCAAAUCUAAUAGAUCACAUAAAGAUCCACACAGAAGAUAAAUCGUAUAAUUGUUCAGUAUGUUCCAAAAGUUUUUCACGACGAUUUCGCUUAGCAAAACACAUCCGUAGUCACAACAGAGAACAACCUUAUCGGUGUUCAAAAUGUCUGAGGGGUUUUUUAUACAAAACCAAUCUUGUAAAUCACAUGAGAACUCACAUACAAGAUAGGAUAGAUAGCAAUGUUCAAUGUCUUAAAGACUUCAGGAUAAUCUCGCCGUAUAAGGCAUACGAGGACUCUGCCUCCAGCAGGGAGACCUCUGACAUGAAGGAUACUGAUAAAGAAACACAGGAUCACAGUGACAAUAGUAGUUGAGCUCGACAUGUCACAUCGAAAUUCAUAAAAUAUUUACACUUACGACUGAACGACAAUGUAACAAGAUGAAUUCAGUUUCAACAAGAGUGCUGCUAAAAUGCUACCUUUAUCACCUUAAUAAAGUUAAACUUUACAUUAAAGUUCAAAAAACAAAUGAAAUCUGCCAGCAAAACAUUAAUAUUUAUAUUUGCAUGGUUAAAAAUUAUUUGCAGAAAUUUUAACAUUGAAUUUGGCUGCAAAUUUUAUGCUACAACCAUGAAUAUUUUUUUAUUUAAUAAUAACAUAAUUCAUGUAGAAUCAAGGUUCAUGUAAAAUCAAGGUUCAUAUAGAAUCAAAUCUUGAUUAUUUCAUAUAAUUGCUACAGUAGAUAUCUGUACUGCUAGGUCUCAAUUAGUGCACAUUCAAAUACUAGUGUGAAUUUCGAUGUAAUGCAAAAUUGAUUAAUUCUAGUUCUCCCCACAAUCUUCAAAUAUUGCACAAAAAUUAUAUAUACCAUAUUUUCUGGUAUAUAUAAGGUGCGCCUUUUCCCUACAAAAAGUCUUUGAAAAUCAGUCUGCGCUUUACAUGCUCAAGGUCUGGGUCAAGGGUCGGCUUUGUUAUGAUUUAGCAGUUGUUUACUAAUGUUACAACUGUUUGCAAACAUCGUCUUACAUGCUCAUGCAUAUUAUAUGCCGGAAAAUACAGUGCCUUAUUUUGUGGCAUAUAAGACGUUUUUUUUUUUUUUUUUUUAUUUAUUUUUUUUUUAAAUCUGACCCUCAAAAUUGUGCCCUACACAGUGAAGAUCAGUCUUGAGGUCAGGCUUGGGGUCAUGGUUGGGAUCAGGCUUGGGUUCACGCCUGGGGUCAGGCUUGGGAUGUACGAAUAAUUCCAUUUAACUGGCUAGAAAAUUCCCCUCGAAGUUUAUUUGUCCAACACAUUUUGUGCAAAAUUUGUGGUGCGUCUUAUAUGCUGUAAAAUACUGUAAUUCAAAUCGUGCGAAUUUGAAUAAUGCGACCAGUCCACAGGAUCCAUUAUUCACACUAAUCAAGACCUGGCUGUAUUUUAACCCUUUGGCUGUUUCGGUCAUAUAUAUACCUCUUACGAGCAAGUGUUUCUGACAUAUUUAUACUCCAAAAUUCUAGCGGUUUCAAAUUAAGCAGGAGAAAGCUGGUAGGCCCACAUGUGAGAGAAUAAGUCUGUGUGGUCAGCGUGUGCAGUAUAAAAAAAAUCCUGCAGCACGCAGUGCAUAAUGAGAAGAAGAAAUUCCGACAGUGUUGUUGGAUUAAAAUGCCGACUUUGAAGUUUAUUUUCAUAAAGUAUUUAUAAUUGUAUUAUCGUUUUCUUGGUCUCAUUUGAUAGAAUGGAAGACAUAUUACAGAAAUGGAGAUGAUUUUGAAUAGUUUCAUGAUGAAAAGGACCUUGAAAUUCAGCUCAAAGUAGUGGAAAUGUUCGAUUUUUGCUGAUGUUCAAGAGUAAAGGAAUCAUGCCACGCGUCCGAUACACAUCAACUGGUGAGUCUAAUAUUCUUUCACAAGUGCACUCAUAUUAUUUAUACCAUUUUUACAAUAAUGCAUUAGUCUACAUAACAGUAAAUCUUCCUAUUUUUUAUGUGAAUAAAAACUCAAAAUAGAAAGCAAGAGUAAUAAAAGAGGGGCCAGGAGAUGUGACUGAUGAACAGAGAAAAUGUUAUUUUAGUGCCAGGAAUGUCUGCAUUGUUUAUUCUGGACCCUAUUUUGAAAUUGGCAUCUUUUUUAAUUUGCAUGAAAAUGCCCAAAUUGCCAAUUUGUGACCACUUUAUUGGGUAGUUGAAAUUGGUAAAUGGACAGUUUCUUGUACUCAAUUGAUAGAAUAAAUGGAGUUCUAAAGAAAUAGCUUUGACCUUGGUCGACUGGAACAAUGGAAUUGGCCGAAAAUAGGGCUCAAAGUGGGCAAAAUUGCCGAUGCGUAUAUAUCGCUGAGAUUGCUAACUUUGCGAGAGCGUAAUUCUGUAAGUUUUCCAUCAAAUUUCAUACUUUUGGUGUCAUUACCAUCUGGAAAAGAUUCUCUAUCAUUUCAUAAGUUUUUUUUUUUUUUUUGGGGGGGGGGAUAUUUUGCGACACGAGACACUUCGGGAUUUCGGGGUUGCAACAGUCAAAGGGUUAAUCAAUUGCAAAAAAAAAGCACAUGUAUCAAACCAGUUGAGGUAAUUCUCGUUUGCAAAACCUAGUAGUGUGUACACACGGCGUGUUUAUAUUUAUUUAACUCUUUGUAAUGUGCGUGAAAUACAGGGUGUUUCAAAGAGAUGGACCCCGUCAUGAUAUACAUGUAUACUGUUUUGAAAUUGGGUCCAUCAGUUUGAAACGUGUAUAUUACCAGCCACAAGUCAAUCUCCGCCAUGGCUGCCAAAUUCGUUCUUGUGCAAUUCCAUAAAUAUUGCAUCGGAUUGGAGUUUGUAGCAUUACCUUUAAAAAAAAAAAAAGCUUCUCUGUUAUUUAGAAGAUAAGAUGUUUUUAUUUUUCAAAUUUCUGGACACAGAAGCGGCUUUCAAUUUGUGGAAUUUUUUUGAUAAUUUUUUUUUCUGACUUUCAUCAAAAUAUAUUCAGCAAAAAUACUCAUACUUCCGUGUGUCCUGGUUGUUGUUUGGUUAAAGGGUUGUGGUGACCUUAUAGUUGCCGUUUUUUUUUUUUCUUAACACAUCGACCGUUUCCCACCAAGGCAGGGUGACCUGAAAAAGAAAAACACUUUCAUCAUCAUUCAUUCCAUCACUAUCUUGCCAGAGAUGCACUUAUACUACAAUUAAAAAACUGCCACAUCACACCCGUCCUUCAGAGUGCAGCCACUAUACUUUCCACCUCCAGUACUCAAGUCCACCUAACCAGUUACUCUGAAUCCCUUCCUGUUACUUUGCUCACACUAAAACAGCACGUCAAAUCAUAAAACCAUUUAUCUCCACUUCCUCCUAUCUAAUAGGCUCACACACAUUUGCUGGAAGUCAAAGCCCCUCACACACAAAACAUCCUUUACCCCCUCCCUCCAACCUUUCCUAGGCCGACCCCUACCCCACCUUCCCUCCACUACUGAUUUAUACACACUCGAAGUCAUUCUGUUUCAUUCCAUCCUCUCUAAAUGUCCAGACCACCUCAACAACCCCUUCUCAGCCCUAUGGUUAAUAGUUUUUGUAAUCCCACACGUCCUCCUAAUUUCCAAACUACGAAUUCUCUGCAUUUUAUUCACACCACACAUUGCCCUCAGACGGCAUCUCCACUACCUCCAGCCUCCUCCCUCCCUCCCUCCACCGCCUCCAGCCUUCUCUUUGUUGCAACACUCAUCACCCAUACUUCACACCAAUAUAGGAUCAUUGGUACCACUGUACUCCCAUACAUUUCCCUCUUUGCUUCCAUGGAUAACAUUCUUUGUCUCCACAGAUUCCUCAGUGCUCCACUCACCUUUUUUCCCUCGUCAGUUCUAUGAAUCUCCUCAUUGGGGUAUAUUAACCUAACCCUCAAAAAGCAGCUUAGUAAUAUUGAGUGGGUAUAUUCCAUUAAAACCUGAAUGUAGUGCUUUUGUUAGAGAAGGAGGGGAAGUUUUGUGUGUGUGUGUGGCAAGUGUACUCACCUAUUUGUGGUUGCAGGAGUCGAGUCACAGUUACCGGCCCUUCCUCUUUACUGUAUGAGAGUGGGUUUGAACUAGGCAAGAGGAAAUUAAAUUUGUUAAUUUUUAACACAGCGGCUGUCACCCACCAAGGGAGGGUGACCCGAAAAAGAAGAAACACUUGAUCAUCAUUCACUCCACCACUGUAAAAUAAUAUUUCUAAGGACAUUAUUUAUAGUAUUUGUUAGGUUAUUAUUCAUAUAUUUAUAUGUCCUAAGGUAGUAGGUUGGUAGACAGCAACCACCCCGUUAGGUACUACCAUCCUGUGGUAAUAGGUUGGUAGACAGCAACUUACCAGGUAGGUACUACCAUCCUGUGGUAGUAGGGUGGUAAACAGCAACCACCCAGGUAGGUACUACCAUUCUGUGGUAGUAGGUUGGUAGACACCAACCACCCAGGGAGGUACUACCAUCCUGUGGUAGUAGGUUGGUAGAUAGCAACCACCUAGGUAGGUACUACCAUCCUGUGGUAGGAGGUUGAUAGACAGCAACCACCCAGGUAGGUACUACCAUCCUGUGGUAGUUGGUUGGUAGAUAGCAACCACCCACAGAUGUACUACCAUCCUGUGGUAGUACUACCAUCCUGUGGUAGUACUACUGUCCUGUGGUAGUACUACUGUCCUGUGGUAGUACUACUGUCCUGUGGUAGUACUACUGUCCUGUGGUAGUAGACUGAUAGACAGCAACCACCCAGGGAGGUACUACCAUCCUAUGGUAGUUGGUUGGUAGACAGUAACCACCCAGGGAAGUACUACUGUCCUGUGGUAGUAGACUGGUAGACAGCAACCACCCAGGGAGGUACUACCAUAUUGUGGUAGUUGGUUGGUAGACAGCAACCACCCAGGGAGAUACUACUGUCCUGUGGUAGUAGGUUGGUAGACAGCAACCACCUAGGGAGGUACUACCAUCCUGUGGUAGUUGGUUGGUAGAUAGUAACCACCCAGGGAGGUACUACUGUCCUGUGGUAGUAGGUUGGUAGACAGUAACUGCCCAGAGAGGUACUAUGGUCCUGCCAGAUGAGUGUAAAAUGGAAACCUGUAAUUGUUUUACAUGAUGGUAGGAUUGCUGGUGUCUUUUAUCUGUCUCAUAAACAGGCAAGAUUUUAGGUAUGUCUUGCUACUUCUAUUUACACUUAGGUCACACUACGCAUACAUGUACAAGCAUAUACAGUGGACCCUAGGAUAACGACAUUAAUCCAUUCCAGAGAGCUUGUCUUUAACCGAUUUUUUCGUUAUCCGAAUUAAUUUUCCCCGUAAGAAAUAAUGGAAAUCCAAUUAAUCCGUUCCAGACACCCAAAAGUAUUAAACAAAAUAAUAUUUUACAUGAAAUAUACAUUUCCCUACACAGAAAACAAUGAGAUAUGCAGAAUAAACAAUACUGAAAUGACACUUACCUUUAUUGAGGACUUAAUGAUGAGUGAUGAGAUAGGAGGAGGGCAGAGGAUGGAGGAGUUUACAAUUGUUUGGAAGGGUUACCACCCUUCUUUGUUUUUAAUGCCACUAGGACCAGCUUGAAAGUCACUGGACCCCUGUCGCACCAAAAAUCUGCCCAGAGAGCUCUGCUUCUGGUGUCUCUUUAAGAUUUCCCUAAAAUGGGACACAAUAUUGUCAUUGUACAUGUUGCCAAUACGGCCUGCAACAGCUGUGUCAGGGUAAUGUUCAUCCAUAAAUGCUUGCACCUUUGUCCACAUUGUACAAAUGUCCUUAAUCUUUGACAAAGGAAACUUCUUCCAUCUCUCUUCCUCCUCCUCUGAAGGAAAUUCCUGAGCUGUGGUCUGUUGCUGUUGCACCUCAAGCUCUUGCAGCUCUGUAGUGGUUAUCUCUUCAUUGUCGUCCUCCACCAACUCUUCCACAUCCUCAUCACUAGCCUCCAACCCCAUGGACUUCCCCAAUGCCACAAUAGAUUCCACAACUGGCAUAGGCUCCUCAGGGUUAGUCCCAAACCCUUCAAAAUCCCUCUCUUGUACACAUUCUGGCCACAGUUUUCUCCAAGCAGAGCUCCAAGUCCUGCAAGUCACUCCCUCCCAAGCUUUACCUAUAAGGUUUAUGCAACUGAGGAUAUUGAAGUGAUCUUUCCAGAACUCUCUUAGGGUCAAUUCAGUGUCUGAGGUCACUUAAAAGCACUUUUGAAACACUGCUUUGGUGUACAGUUUUUUGAAGUUUGAAAUGACCUGCUGGUCCAUGGGCUGGAGGAGAGUUGUGUUAGGAGGCAAAAACUUGACUUUGAUAAAACUAAACUCCCCCACAAUUCGCUCUUCCAAGUCUUGAAGCUGAGCAGGAGCAUUGUCCAUUAACAGGAGGCACUGGAGUGGCAAUUUAUUUUCCAGGAGGUAUUUUUUUUCACACUGGGGCCAAACACGUCAUAGAACCAAUCAAGGAAACUACCCCUGGUUACCCAUGCCUUACUGUUUGCUCUCCACAUCACACACAAUUUAGUCUUGACGACACUGUUUUUCUUGAACACUCAGGGAGUUUCAGAGUGAUACACGAAUAAAGGCUUCACUUUGCAAUCCCCACUAGCAUUACUACAAACCAUGAGAGCUAGCCUGUCUAUCAUAGGCUUGUGUCCUGGGAGUGCCUUUUCCUCCUGAGUAAUGUAGGUCCUGUUUGGCAUUUUCUUCCAAAACAGGCCUGUUUCAUCACAAUUGAACACUUGUUGGGGUUUUAAUUUUUCAGCCUUUAUGUACCCCUUAAAGUCCUGCACAUAUUUUUCAGCCGCUUUUUUGUCAGAACUGGCAGCUUCACCAUGCCUCAUCACACUGUGUAUGCCACUACAAUUCUUAAAUCUCAAACCAGCCUUUGCUGGCCUUAAAUUCAUCAAUAUGAGCACUAUUUGGAGGCAUUUUCUUAAUGAGAUUCGCAUGCCUUUCACAUAUUAUUGACUGAGAAACACUAUCUCCUAAUACUGUAAUUGUUUCUUGUUGAUCCACACCAACAACAGUCUCUCCACAUCUUCGAGUAUUUGCGAUCUCUGUUUUGUAAGCACACUUGCACCUUUCGCAACAACAGCUUCUUUGAUUGCCUUUUUGUUGGCCAAGAUAGUAGUGAUGGUUGAAUGGGGUUUGUUAUAUAACCUGGCCAACUUGGAGACACGCACUCCACUUUUGUAUUUUGCGAUGAUCUCUUUCUUCAUUUCAAUAGUAUUUCUCACCCUCUUUACCACAGGGCUGGCACUAGAAGCUUUCUUUGGGCCCAUGGUGGCUUAUUUAACAGUUACAAGCACUGAAAACAAUGGAAUAAUACAAAAUAUGUCGCAUGUACAUGUGGAAUCAUCCUCACUGGCUUGUAAACAAUGGCACACUGGCUGUACAUGGAGUAGCAGGGUGGCUCAGACCGUGCGGACACGGAUGAGUGUCUUCAACCGAGUUCUUUUUCGGUAACCGAGCCAAUAUUUUGACGCAAAAAUGUGUCGCUAUCUGAUUUUUUUGUUAUCCAAUGACAUCGUUACCCAAGGGUCCACUGUAUAUACACACCCCUCUGGGUUUUCUUCUAUUUUCUUACUAGUUCUUGUUUAAUUCCUCUUAUCUCCAUGGGGAAGUGGAACAGAAUUCUUCCUGCGUAAGCCUUGUGUCUUAAGAGGCAACUAAAAUGCCACUAGAAUGUAUAUAUUACUAAAUUUAAAAGGAGAAACUAUCGUUUUUCCUUUUGGGCCACCCUGCCUCUGUGGGAUAUGUCCAGUUUGUUGAAAGAUGAAGGCAGGAUAAGGGGUCAUCCUAGGAAUGGCUGGAGGGUUUUUGUGUGUGAGGGGCUUGAACUUCCAACAAGUGUGCAUGAGUGUGUUAGAAGUGACGUGGUUUUUAUGACGACAUAUUGUUGGAGUAUGACCAAAGUAACAUGAAGGGAUUCAGGGAAACCAGUUAGCCGGACUCGAGUCCUGGAGGUGGGAAGUACAGUGCUUGCACUCUGAAGGAGGGGUGGAGAUAUGUUACAGUUUUUGAACUGUAGUAUCAGCACUUCUCUGGCAAGACAGGGAUGGAGUGAGUGAUGAUGACGAAAGAAUGUCUUCUUUUUCGGGUCACCUGCUUUGCUCAGACUGACUUUUGUCUGGUAAUAUACAGUGUACAUGUAUAAUAAGUGUGUUACAGCAUGAGAAUUGUCUUCAAGAAUGUGCUGUACAUUGCAUUCACAGAAACAGGGAUAGAUAAUGAUUAUGGUAAUAACCUAUUUCCCCAUUUUUAUGGGUUUGGGCAUCUUAGUGCCCCAUCAUCAGGGGGCAGUGUACUACGCUCACCUAUAAUAAUAAUGUUUAUUUCUACAAGUACAUGAUACAACUUGUAUAGACCAUAGCUGACAUCACUGACAUGCUAUAUAGAAAGUCCCUGGCUAUACAGACCAUAGCUGACAUUAAUGACAUACUCUACAGAAAGUUCCUGGUUAUGCAGAGCAUUUCCAGCGAUUUAGGUUAAUUUUGUCCCCAGGAUGCCACCCACACCAGUCCACUAACACCCAGGUACCUACUUACUGCUAGGUGAACAGGGACAACAGAUGUCUUAAGGAAACACAUCCCAGUGUUUUCAUCCAUACCAAGGAUUGAACCACAGACCUCAGUGUGUGAGGCGAGUGCGCUACCAACCCAGCCAUGGGACACUUUCACUCUGACUCAUCUCACAUAAUAAGAGAAUUCUCUGCUUCCCUGUUUCUAUUUCACAAUUCUUCAUUCUAAUAAUUAUCCUGUGUGUGUGUGUGUUCCCUUAUUCAUUUCAUCUCCCUUCUUUAAUAUAUAAUGAAAUGGUUAUAAUUAUGUAUUACUAUAAUUUUUAAAGGGGUGGAGUGGUUAGCCAGUAGAAAGCCUCAGUCAGACGACCAAUAACUCCAGCUGUGGGUCAUCAUCUGACUAAGACCCACGUCAGGAAGCACUUGUCAUGUCUCCUGACAAAUCUUACCUAAAUUAUCCUAACCUAACCUUUCCUUAGCUUACCCAACAUUACCUUACCUUACCUUACCUUACCUUACCUUACCUUACCUUUACCUUUACCUUUACCUUUACCUUACCUUACCUUUAAGAAAUACAUAGAGAAAUAAUUUAGAAAGUUACUGAUGGAGUAUGGAGUAUGGUUUAAAUAAGUGACCCACUGAUCAGAUCAGAUAGACUGGUCCGAACCCUUGACUGGUCCGAACCCUUGACUGGUCCGAACCCUUGACUGGUCCGAACCCUGGACUGGUUUCAAACGGUUUCGUUGUGCACCACCUAGCAGGUUAUUAAUAGAAUAUUCAAGAGGUUGCUAGUAGAAUUGCAGUAAAUCAACCAUUCAAAUCAUUAUGAAGCUGUGUGUAGUCUGUGGUCAGUCAAACAAACGGGCUUCCACAUGCAUAAAUUGUCAUUUCUGUGGAAAUUGGUGUCACGCCCCUUGUGCAGAUAUCCAAGAACUAGCUACAAGCAGUAUUAAAACAGGGAAGUGUUUUUGGGUAUGCCCAAAUGAGAUAAAUCUGUGGACUAAAAUCACAAGGGUAUUAAAAGAGGUCAACAUCAAAGCUGCUUUCAUAGAAAACCUGGAAGCUUUCUACAACAGAUGGGAACAUAAAAAGUCCGGGCUGAAUGGUACUGCCCUUGAUACUGGCCAUGUAGUCAGAAACUGUAAGGCUGGAGAUGAUGUCCUGGUAGUCAGUAAAUGGGGGGCUGAUAGUGCUGUCCUGGGAGACAGUAAUGGGGAAGCUGGAGGUGCUGUCCUGGGAGACAGUAAUGGUGAAGCUGGAGGUGCUGUCCUGGGAGACAGUAAUGGUGAAGCUGGAGAUGCUGUCCUGGGAGACAGUAAUGGGGAAGCUGGAGAUGCUGUCCUGGGAGACAGUAAAUGGUGAAGCUGGAGAUUUUGUCCAGGUAGUCGGGAAUUAUACGCAGGAAGGAAUACAUAUGAAUGACCUCAUAGGGGACAGGAGCCAUAGUAGGGAAACAAGUGUAGUCAAAGAUAAGAUAAAACCAAUAUUGCAAACUAGAAAUACCGCAGGAAAUAGCAAACAAGAGGACUCCACUAGCAAUAGUGAGGAUAUAUUACCAAAAACAAAGGGUGGGAGCUCCAUUGUUGGUGCUAGGGAGGAUAGAAGUAAGACAGGGAAACAUGCACCAACAGGGAAUACAGUCACAGAAACCCAAGGCAAACGGAAACCAAGCCUGUGCACAUACUAUGCACUCGGUAUCUGCUGGCAUGGGAAAUCUGGAAAAAACAGAUGGGACGUGCAACUAUGACCACCCUAGGAAAUGCCAUGCCCAUAUGACAACAGGAAAAUGCAAACUCCCUUCCUGUAAGCUUUUUCACCCUGAACUGUGUACCUCUUCAGUACAGGAAAGACUGUGCUAUAAUUUAAAUUGCCAGGCAUACCAUCUAAAGGGGACAAAAAGAUACAAAACA
This is a messenger RNA of Cherax quadricarinatus, 12935 nucleotides long. Lineage: Eukaryota; Metazoa; Arthropoda; Malacostraca; Decapoda; Parastacidae. The record is from RefSeq and is a predicted model, not a curated record.